Gavialis gangeticus (Gharial) is the source of this 1911-nucleotide messenger RNA. RefSeq names its product receptor accessory protein 5 (gene REEP5). Bases 55 to 627 code for a protein of 190 amino acids. NCBI's taxonomy places the organism in Eukaryota, Metazoa, Chordata, Crocodylia, Gavialidae. The transcript is spliced from 5 exons. The record is from RefSeq and is a predicted model, not a curated record.
GCUGGGCAGCUUGAGGUUCCGCAGGCAGCUGACAGUGGCGGCACCGGUUCGGCCAUGGCGGCGCUGAGCUUGCGGCAGCGUUUCGACCGGUUCCUGCAUGAGAAGAACUGCGUCACGGCCCUGCUGGAGCGCGUUGAGGCCCGUACCGGCGUCAGCCGCACCUACCUCGCCCUCGGCGUGGCGGGUGCGCUGGCCGUCUACCUGGUCAUCGGCUACGGGGCCUCGCUGCUCUGCAACCUCAUUGGCUUCGCCUACCCCGCCUACGUCUCAAUCAAGGCAAUUGAAAGCCCCAACAAAGAUGAUGACACACAGUGGCUGACUUACUGGGUUGUUUAUGGAGUCUUCAGCAUUGCAGAAUUCUUCUCUGAUAUCUUUCUGUCUUGGUUCCCUUUUUACUACAUGCUGAAGUGCGGUUUUCUGGUGUGGUGCAUGGCUCCAAGCCCUUCCAAUGGAGCAGAGUUCCUCUACCAUCGAAUUAUCCGCCCUUUCUUCCUGAAGCAUGAGGCUCAGCUGGAUGACGUUGUAAAAGAUCUGAAAGACAAAGCUGCAGAAACUGCUGAUACCAUCACUAGGGAAGCCAAGAAAGCUACAGUGAAUUUACUGGGUGAGGAGAAGAAGAGUACUUAAAACAGUUAACUGGAUGAAGAAAGUUUCCCUCCCCCUCCCCCAUCACCUCCUUUAUAAAGCUUGAUGUUACUGGGGACUAUGGUAUAAUUUUAACAAUGUUGCCUUGGAAACAUUUUUGAUAUAUUAGGGGAAUGUGUUGUAAGUUUUGCUUACUACUUUGCUGUUGUCUGUAUAAAAAGUGAGCAUUUUUAUUUAAAUGCAGUGCAGUGAGCAGCAUCUAAAGCUUAUUGAAAAUAUUUUAUUAGUCACUGUGAAGAGGAAGAUCUUUCAGUAGCUUCCUCUUGCAGUAAACAUAAAUAAAAUUAUAUAUCCCACAGGCUCUGCAACUCAGUUUUUCUUUAUGCAUGCAUUCUCUGUAGUUCUGUUAAUAUUUUAACUGUGGUUCUUCCUGUAAUGUACAACCCUUGUAUGGAAAAAAUGUUCCGAAUGCAUUUCCAUGCAUAUAUUUACAUAUACAAGGACUAGUUAUCAAAAGAAAGUGUUUUAUGAUACCUCCCCACUAAUGAAGUGAUUUAAGCUGAGUGCAGUAGGCACCUGGUCACAGAGAUUCUGUGUUGCACAUGUGUGUGUUCUUAAAUGAGUAGAGGUUACACACAGAAAAAAAGUACUUUGGUGCCAGUGACCAAAUUUAUACUGGUGUGAAGUUAUUUGCCAGAAAUGGAUGCACUGAAUUGCUUGUCUAAGGUGAGUAAAGCCUACUCCCUUCCUUGUUUAGUUAAAUGCAGCAGGCAUCUAAAACUAAGAAUGGAGUGCCUUAUAAAUAAAUUGACUCAGAAGAAAGGCAGAGGUACCUUUCACUGAAAAUUAACUAAAAACCCCUGCUGAAGAGUUUUACAGCUGGCACUAAUUAUGGGGACUGACUCUUGCCUUACCAUUGUUCCCAUCAGCACCUUUCUCCAUUAAUUUUCCUUGCUGUACAUGUUGGCUGCAUACAGGGAUGUUGCUCCUCCCAAGCUUUGUAAGGGAAUGCAGUCCCUCUUGUAGGGAGUAGUAGAGUUGUCUGGGUUGCUUGAUUUGACAGGACUGAGAACAUGACCAGACUUAGAAGGAAGAAAAAUUACAAUUCAUUAAGCAGAAUCUGAUCCCAUGAUCUUGAGCAUACAUGUACCAUGGUACCUUCAUUGCUGAACUUUUUUUCAUAGCAGUCUCAUGCUGCUUCAAAAAAUACUGCAGUCAUCAAGUUUGUUACCUUCCCCACUGACACUUCCUUGGUGUUCCAUGUUUUAAUUAUAAACAAGGAAAAGUGAAAUGUUUGAUAUUUGUGGGUCAGUCUACAUACCAAAG